AUGACCCGCUGGGCCCGGCGCAGCGCCCCGCCCGGGGCCCGGGCUCUGUCCGCCACCCCUUGGGAGCAGCUGGCGCCGGGUGCGCAGCCGGAGCCGCCGCCGCCAGCCCGGAGACGGAGGAGGAAGGAGUACGAGAACCAGGACGUGAACGGGUUCGCGGAGCACCGCGGGGAGCAGCAGCAGCAGGAGGAGGAGGAGGCGCGGAGGAAGGACAGGCGGCGGGAGAGCAGGAGGCUGAGGAGGCAGGAGAGGAAGAAGAACGCCAUGGUGUGUUUCCACUGCAGAGAGCCUGGCCACGGCGUGGCUGAUUGUCCUGCAGUGCUGGAGAGCCAGGACAUGGGGACGGGGAUUUGCUACCGCUGCGGAUCCACGGAGCACGACCUCAGCCAGUGCAGAGCCAAGGUGGAUCCAGCUGCUGGGCCAUUUCCAUAUGCAAAGUGUUUCAUCUGUGGUGAGAUGGGACAUCUGUCGAGGUCGUGUCCGGAUAAUCCCAAGGGGUUGUAUGCUGAAGGUGGGGGCUGCAAGCUGUGUGGCUCUGUGGAGCACUUCAAAAAGGACUGCCCGGAGAAGCAGAACGCAGAGCAGGUGACUGUCGGGCGCUGGAUGCCCGGCCUGAGCGCGGACCACGAGGACGUCGCGGCCGCGCCGGCGCCGCAGAGAGCGCGGCCCGAGCGACCCAAGGUUGUCACUUUCUGAAUGCUCCAGCCUCUCAAGGAGUUCUCCUGUGCUGCUGCACUCCAGUGCUGACGACAGAGAGCGGAUCCAGAAAAUCAAGCGAGCUGCAGAGGAACUGUUGGUUUUCUGUCUCCCCUCAUUUUCCCGGUUUGCCUCCCAAACUUGCCUGGCGCGCUGUAAAGCUGGGAACAACAGGAGCACAGCAAGUGGCUGCUUUAUUAAAGGAAUUGUGGGUGUUUUCUAAA
Molecule: messenger RNA, 920 nt
Organism: Melospiza georgiana
Lineage: Eukaryota; Metazoa; Chordata; Aves; Passeriformes; Passerellidae
Gene: ZCCHC9
Product: zinc finger CCHC-type containing 9
Exons: 5
Coding region: 1-696 (231 amino acids)
Molecular function (GO): zinc ion binding; nucleic acid binding
Source: RefSeq, a predicted model, not a curated record